Colletotrichum siamense is the source of this 381-nucleotide messenger RNA. RefSeq lists its product as uncharacterized. The transcript has a single exon. NCBI's taxonomy places the organism in Eukaryota, Fungi, Ascomycota, Sordariomycetes, Glomerellales, Glomerellaceae. The record is from RefSeq and is a predicted model, not a curated record. Bases 1 to 381 code for a protein of 126 amino acids.
AUGGAUGCAAAACAGGAAGGAUUGGAUGACUAUGAGCUUGUCGACGUCCCUCAGUGGUCCCAAGAUCAACUUGACAGGAUGAUCGGAGAAGCUCGCGCUUCCCUCACCAAGGAGCUUGAGGCCAAAUUUCAAGCCAAGGCCGAUGAGACGAAGGCCCAAAGUGAGCGUGUCUUGAACUCCAAGGUCAUUGACCUCAAGUCGCAACACGAGGUCAAGAUUUACGAACUCAACCGCGUCCACGACAAGGACGUCGCUGUUCUCAAGGCUCAGCUUGCGACACUCGUCAAGGAGCAGGAAGGCCUUAAGAAGCAGCUGGCCGCCUCCAAGGAAGCUUACAAGCGCAUUGAGAACCGCCUGGCAAACGAGUUUAUCAAGAACUAG